This is a messenger RNA of Paramecium octaurelia, 223 nucleotides long. Lineage: Eukaryota; Ciliophora; Oligohymenophorea; Peniculida; Parameciidae. The record is from the annotation of a GenBank genome assembly.
AUGUAAAUCGAUUAAGCAUUUUUGGAAAAUUUAAAUAAAGGAUUUAAGUUGAUCUUAACAAGAAUGUCUAUCUCAGAGAUUAAACAAUCUCUCAUGCUCCCUUCAAGAAUCUCUGUUUAAAUAAAUAAGUAAAUCCUCUGUGAGAGAGUAGGAAUAAAGAUUGGCAUUGAAAAAUGCCUUGAAAUACUUUAACCCAGAUCUUCAUAAGAGGUUAGCACCUGAG